AUGGAAAAUGAUAAUCAUAAUCAUCAUGGAAGUGCUGUUAAUAAUGAAGUUAGAUUAUUCAACGACAAAUUAUAUUCUCGUGCUAUUAGUACAACUGAAAGUACUCAACAUGUAAUUGAUUAUAGUUUAAAUGGUGUAUCUGAUCAGAUGGUUGCACGUUUACCUAGUUUUAAACAUAUUAAACGAAAUAUUCAACGACAACGUUUAGAAAAUGAUUUACCACCUAUUCCUCAUGAUACAAAUUUUACUAUGAUACCAACGUCUUUAACUUUAACUAGCAAAAAUGAUAAAUUUUUACAAUUUGAUUCUGGACCUGGCGAUAAUCGUUUAGUUAUAUUUGCUUCUUUUAAUCAAUUAGAAAUUCUUGAACAAAUUUUUGCAUUACUUACUGAUAAACGACAACUAACUUAUGAAAGAUUAAUUGAUGAAUUAUGUCGUUUAUGUCCUUCAUGGAACCCUACGUCUGUGAUGGUAGACUUUGAAAAAGCAGCUAUCAAUGCAUUUCAAAAACGUUUUGGUACAACAACAAACCCAUUACCAAUAUCAGCUUGCUUUUUCCAUUUACAAAAAAGUAUUCAACGAAAAUUACAGCUUCAACUUUAUCGUCUUUUUUGGGAUCUUGGAUUAAAAUCUAAUUAUGAAAAUGAUUCUCAAUUUGCUUACGAUGUUAAUAAAAUAGCAGCAUUAGCAUUUCUUCAAUGUCAAAAUGUUAGUCAAGGAUUUGAUGAUCUUUAUACAUCUUUAUCAUCUGUUCAUGAACCACUAUUAAAUUAUUUCGAAGACACUUAUAUCGGGAGAAGACGACCAAAUGGACGUGCAAAGCCAAGAUAUCCUAUCGAAUUAUGGAACAUGCACGAAAGAACUAUUAAUGGAGCAAUGCGUACUAACAAUCAAGCUGAAGCUUGGCAUCGACGUUUUAAUUCUGCUAUCGAAUGUGAACAUCCAUCUCUUUGA
Molecule: messenger RNA, 954 nt
Organism: Adineta ricciae
Lineage: Eukaryota; Metazoa; Rotifera; Eurotatoria; Adinetida; Adinetidae
Source: the annotation of a GenBank genome assembly